AUGUCGACCCGAAACGUCUUCACCGUGCUGACCCCCCUGCCGCCCAGCAUCACGCGCGAGACGGCCGUCGGCUUCCUCCACAACCACGUCGAGAUGAUCGACCUCAACCCUCUCGUAACGGACCGGCAUCCCAUCGACCCGCCGCCGCACGCGUCGCCCGAGGAGCAAAGCUGCAUCUGGUUCUCCGUCACGGACCGCCUCGCCCACUGGCCCGGCAGCCACGUCUCCUUUACCUGCGCCUUCCACGACCUCGAGCGCGGCCUGCAGACGCACUGCUACGCCCCCCUCGGCGUCGACAUUCGCGAGACGUGGUCCGUCGCGGGUUCUCUGCCCGGCGAGCCGAGAGAGCCCGUCGAGCUGGGUCUCGGCGCGCCGGCCUCGGGGCUCUACCUGCGUGAGGACGUUGACCUGCGCUGCAACUUUGUCAUGGCCACCUUUGUCAAGAGGACGCUCAAAAGGGCCCACGCCACCCUCGUCGAGCAUCUGGUCGCUAAAGCCCAGCUGCAGCAGCAGCAGUCUCAGAGCCAGCAGCGUCCCAUCCAUGCUCCGGCAGACACGCGCGAACAAGGAGCAGCAGAGCUCGAGUAG
Hirsutella rhossiliensis is the source of this 588-nucleotide messenger RNA. RefSeq lists its product as uncharacterized. Lineage: Eukaryota; Fungi; Ascomycota; Sordariomycetes; Hypocreales; Ophiocordycipitaceae. The transcript has a single exon. The record is from RefSeq and is a predicted model, not a curated record. Bases 1 to 588 code for a protein of 195 amino acids.